This is a messenger RNA of Talaromyces rugulosus, 1077 nucleotides long. RefSeq lists its product as uncharacterized. The transcript has 6 exons. Gene Ontology annotation, molecular function: transporter activity. The coding region runs from base 1 to 1077 and encodes 358 amino acids. NCBI's taxonomy places the organism in Eukaryota, Fungi, Ascomycota, Eurotiomycetes, Eurotiales, Trichocomaceae. The record is from RefSeq and is a predicted model, not a curated record. Gene Ontology annotation, biological process: transport.
AUGCCGUCCCAUCUGCGUCCUGAUGCAUCCAAAAACUUUGUCGGCGACUUCACCUUUCACCAUUUUAAUAUGAUACUCUCUGGCGCUUGCACGGGUGUCACUUGCUUGGUGAUCUUCACGGUUAUGGCUCGGCAUGCAACGCACCUAAGUGAUCCACACCAACAGCUCAAAAUUAUGAGAAUUGCUACACUAUUCCCAUUAUAUACGCUCUAUUCAUUUCUUUCAAUAUGCUUUCCCAACGCAUAUGUCUAUAUGGUUGGAUGGACAAAGGUUUUCCAAGGGGUUGCCCUGUAUUGGUUUCUCAUGUUGCUCUGCGAUUUUCUCGCGCCGAACGACCGACACAGAGUUGAGUUCUUUGCAUCUUUGAGCAUUCCAAAGAGAUACGGCAGAACCAAAACAACGAACGGGUUGUUGUGGUUGAAGCAUACCUGGUAUUUAGUUCUGCAGUACCCCAUUGUCACAUUCGUCCUCGCCAUAGUUCAAAGCAUCACGCAAGCACAGGGAAUUUACUGCCUCGAAGGCAAAGGUGCCCAUUUUUCUCACUUAUAUAUCACUGUCAUUGAGAUCCUAUCACUUGCCGUGGCAAUGACAAGUAUCCUCAGGUUCCACAGCAAUCUAAAGUCUUACAUGCAAGAACACAAGCCAAUGAUGAAGCUCUUGGCAUUUAAGAUGGUUGUUGGCCUUGAGUUCUUAGAACAGAUCAUAUUCAUGAUUCUGAACUCCACCGGCACCCUCAAGAUUUCCGAUACCAUGACCUAUGCAGACAUUAUCAUUGGCUUACCUACCCUGAUUAUCUGUCUGCAGGUGGUCCCAUUUGCGCUUUUAUUCUACUAUGCCUAUUCCCUCAAGCCAUACACGACAUUGAACGUCAGACGUGUUGGUGAUUCCCAGCAGUACCUGACUGAAGUCGACAGUGAGACCGGCAGCCCCCACGUAAAGCGCUAUCAGGGUGGUCCCUUGGGAAUUCACGCUUGGCUCGCAUUGUUCAACCCAGUGGAGUUCUUCCGAGACAUCAAAUCGACAUUUAAUAUGUUCCGUGAUACAAAAAUGGAACAGAGCGGAUUAGGAAAAGCCUGA